AUGGGGCCGGGGGCCAGCAAGUUUGAAAUCCCGGUUGAGCUGGAGGCUUCUGCCAGCGAGAAGCUGUUGACGUGCUGCUGCGAGCGCUGGGCGCAGCUGUCUCGUAGUGGGACAACCCCAGAGUCCAGCAUGUCAAUCUUUGAAGGCAAACGCCCUGCCACUGUUUCAGUUCAAAAGUACGGAAAGCACUUAAGCCGCUAUCUCGACCUCUGUCCAGUGGCAGUGAUAGGGGCAUGUGUGUACAUUCUCAGAUUUCUCAACAGGAAGGAGCGGGUGCACCUUUCGGCCUUCAACAUCCACCGCCUGCUCCUCACCGCCCUGCUGCUGAGCUGCAAAUUUUUCGACGAUCAGUGCUAUGGAAACGCCUACUUUGCUGAGGUGGGAGGGGUCUCUGUGCUUGAGCUCAACCUCCUGGAAGUGGAGUUCCUUUUCCACAUCGACUUCAAGUUGAAUGUCACUGAGGCCGAGAUCGAGGAAGCACUACAGGAGAUUGUCAGGGUGCGGUGUGAGGGACGGACGUCCCAGAAGCGCAAGGCAGAACCUACGGAGCCCGUGCCUUAUAGCUUUCGAUGCAGGGUGAAGUUGGCAAGGCUGCUGGAAGUGGGCAUGAUGCUUGUGAUAGAAUUGCCAGAGCUAAAUAGUGAGUAUUCGUACGUGAGCGACCUGGGGUACAAGUUGAUUGAUCUUAUUUCCAUCUCAGUGGCGGGUAUUGAACUCGACCAGAUGACCGGCCUACACAUGCUCGUCAAAGCUGUCAUGUCAAAUGCACACAACGAGUAUUCAAAGUUUGGCGAGAUGCCGAAUGGUGUGUCAGUUCCCGGUAUGCUGGACAGUGAGGCAGAGAUCCAGGAUGGUGAGGCCACAACACACAAAGUGCUGCAUGUUCCCAUCCCAUUCUGGUUUGCAAGGGCUCAGGUCAGCAACGGAUUCCCGCUAGCAAGCCUCAUUACUGCUGAAGCAAUUAUAAGGCUAAAGCUGAGCAAGCUCAGCUCAAUAGUCCAACCUGCCCCUGCUGAUGAUGUCAGGCUGCAGCCCCGCAUCUCGGUGCUGACUGACAAUGUUUGGCUCGAUCCAAAGGUUGCUUUUGCACUGAUCCGUUCGGGCCCUUCAAAGUCUCUCUAUCAGCAGAAUCUUCACCAGGACCAUGCUGUUGAUGCGAACUCGCCCGUCCAGCGGAUUGAGCUCACAUGCAACAAGCCUGUGAGGCGGCUUCUGUGGCUUGUCACUGCUUCUGAUGACCCUAAUGAAGUCAUCCCUAACAGCGUGCUCUCUUCGCGGCUCAUCCUGGAGGGCUACGACCUCAUGUCUCGAGCCCCCUCCAACCCAGACACUGGGGAGAGAGUGGAUAGCACGUACAGCAACCUAGUUAACCCAUAUCUGUACGGGUCAGCCAGCAUGCCCGGUGUGUAUUCACACUCCUUUGCUCUGCGACCGGCUGAUGUUCCUUACAGCCGAUCCACCAAAGGGAUGCAGCUAUACCCCUGGGGUCCUGCGGAGUCGUCCUAUGAGAGCCCGUUCGUUGAUCAGCCCACAGGUGAGCCAAUUGAUCUUGCUGCAUACACGAAUCCUUCACGAACUACGUCCAUUGCUGCGGCUCCUUUAGCGGCUUAG
Messenger RNA from Klebsormidium nitens, 1611 nucleotides. The record is from the annotation of a GenBank genome assembly. NCBI's taxonomy places the organism in Eukaryota, Viridiplantae, Streptophyta, Klebsormidiophyceae, Klebsormidiales, Klebsormidiaceae.